GGACGCGGCACCGGAAGGCCUCGCGCGGCACCGGAAGUGACGCUCCGGCGUGCUGACGCGCGGGCUCGAGCCGAGGCCGAUUCCGCGCCCGCCAUGGCCGACAAAAUGGACAUGUCUCUGGACGACAUCAUUAAGCUGAACCGGAGCCAGCGAGGCGGCCGCGGCGGGGGCCGGGGCCGCGGCCGGGCUGGCUCACAGGGAGGCCGCGGCGGCGGAGUACAGGCCGCCGCGCGAGUGAGUCGGGGCGGCGGUCCCAUCCGGAACCGGCCGGCCCUCGCCCGCGGCGCGGCGGGCGGCGGGAGACUCACGGGCUGGUUUCUGUUGUGUUUUUUCCUCCUUCAGCCGAAGCAACUUCCUGACAAGUGGCAACAUGACCUUUUCGACAGCGGCUUUGGGGGUGGUGCCGGCGUGGAGACCGGUGGGAAACUGCUGGUGUCCAACCUGGAUUUCGGAGUGUCGGACGCUGACAUUCAGGAACUCUUUGCUGAAUUUGGCACUCUGAAGAAGGCGGCCGUGCACUACGACCGCUCCGGCCGCAGUCUGGGAACAGCCGACGUGCACUUUGAACGGAAGGCAGACGCCCUGAAAGCUAUGAAACAGUACAACGGCGUUCCUCUGGAUGGCCGCCCCAUGAACAUUCAGCUCGUCACGUCACAGAUUGACACACAACGGAGACCGGCACAGAGUGUAAACAGAGGCGGGAUGACUAGAAACCGUGGUUCUGGAGGCUUUGGUGGCGGCACCCGGAGAGGCGCCCGUGGAGGCAGCCGGGGCAGAGGCAGAGGCGCCGGCAGGAGUUCAAAGCAGCAGUUGUCCGCAGAGGAGUUGGACGCCCAGCUGGACGCUUACAACGCAAGAAUGGACACCAGUUAAACAGCCCGGCAGGCCGUGCACAGGACAGGGCCCAGGCGACCCGUCCUCGCUCCCUGGCAGGAGGGGUGGCCAACGAUGGCGUUUUCUCUCUUACGUUUUAAAAUAGGAUUUAAAACUCAUGUAAAGGUUUUUUUUUUCUUCUUCUUUUUUUUUUUAAAUUCUGAAACAGACCUGUUUUGUACUGAGUUAUUUUUGGGAUAAAUUUUACUGGUUGCUGUUGUGGAGAAGGUGGCGUUUUCACCUUCGCCAUAAUAAAGUAGAAGUGUGUGUAGAACUGGAACCGUC
Messenger RNA from Hipposideros armiger (great roundleaf bat), 1158 nucleotides. RefSeq names its product Aly/REF export factor (gene ALYREF). Bases 94 to 873 code for a protein of 259 amino acids. Gene Ontology annotation, cellular component: nucleus. The record is from RefSeq and is a predicted model, not a curated record. The transcript has 6 exons. Lineage: Eukaryota; Metazoa; Chordata; Mammalia; Chiroptera; Hipposideridae. Gene Ontology annotation, biological process: mRNA export from nucleus. Gene Ontology annotation, molecular function: mRNA binding.